CCUCAGCGCAGGGCCGGAAGCGGCCGGACGAAACGGAAGAGGUGAAGUGCUUUCCGUGGGCACGCCGAGUCUGUUGAAGAUGGCGUCGGCUGUGAGGCUUCAGCUAUUGCCUGUCAUUCUGCUUCUGGGGACUGAUCCAUUCCGCUUGUUUUCUUCUAAAGAAAAACCGUCAGUCGUGGCUGCUGCUGACCGAUCCAAGUGGCACGUUCCAAUACCGUCGGGAAAAAAUUAUUUUAGUUUUGGAAAGAUCCUCUUCAAAAAUACCACUAUCUUUUUGAAAUUUGAUGGAGAACCUUGUGAUCAGUCUUUGAAUAUAACUUGGUUUCUGAAAAGUGCUGACUGUUAUAAUGAAAUCUACAAUUUUAAGGCAGAAGAGGUAGAGACAUAUUUGGAAAAACUUAAGGAAAAAAGAGACUUGUCUGGUAAAUACCAAACUUCAUCAAAAUUGUUCCAAAACUGCAGUGAACUCUUUAAAACACAGAGUUUUUCAGGGGAGUCAGUGCAUCGGCUGCCUCUUGUAGGAGAAAGACAGGAGGCUAAGGAGAAUGGAACAAAUCUUACCAUUACUGGAGAACGAACUGCAAUGCAUGAACCACUGCAAACUUGGCAAGAUGCGCCAUACAUUUUUAUUGUACAUGUUGGAAUUUCAUCCUCAAAGGAGUCAUCAAAAGAAAAUUCACUGCGUAAUCUUUUUACCAUGACUGUUGAAGUGAAGGGUCCCUAUGGAUAUCUCACACUUGAAGACUAUCCUCUGAUGAUUUUCUUCAUGGUGAUGUGUAUCGUCUAUGUCCUGUUUGGUGUUCUGUGGCUGGCAUGGUCUGCCUGCUACUGGAGAGAUCUUCUGAGAAUUCAGUUUUGGAUUGGUGUUGUCAUCUUCUUGGGAAUGUUUGAGAAAGCUGUCUUCUAUGCAGAAUUUCAGAAUAUUCGCUAUGAAGGAGAAUGUGUUCAAGGAGCCUUGAUCCUUGCAGAGCUGCUUUCAGCAGUCAAACGUUCUCUGGCCCGAACCCUGGUCAUCAUAGUCAGUCUGGGAUAUGGCAUAGUCAAGCCCCGCCUUGGAGUCACUCUUCACAAGGUGGUAGUGGCAGGCGCUCUGUACCUUUUGUUCUCUGGUAUGGAAGGAGUUCUCAGAGUUACUGGGUAUUUUUCUUAUUCUUUGGCUUCAAUACUAAACCUGGCCCUCUCAGCAGUUGAUGCCUGUAUUAUUUUAUGGAUAUUUAUUAGCCUAACUCAAACAAUGAAGCUAUUAAAACUUCGAAGGAAUAUUGUAAAGCUCUCAUUGUACCGACAUUUUACCAACACACUUAUCUUGGCAGUGGCAGCAUCUAUUGUGUUUAUCAUCUGGACCACCAUGAAGUUCAGGAUAGUGACUUGUCAGUCGGACUGGCGGGAGCUGUGGGUGGAUGAUGCCAUCUGGCGGUUGCUGUUUUCCAUGAUCCUCUUUGUCAUCAUGAUUCUCUGGCGACCAUCAGCAAAUAACCAAAGGUUUGCCUUUUCUCCAUUGUCUGAGGAAGAGGAAGACAACGAACAAAAGGAGCCAAUGCUGAAAGAAAGCUUUGAAGGAAUGAAAAUGAGGAGUACCAAACAAGAACCAAAUGGGAAUAGUAAAGUAAACAAAGCACAGGAAGAUGACUUGAAGUGGGUAGAAGAGAAUGUUCCUUCUUCUGUAACAGAUGUAGCACUUCCAGCCCUUCUGGAUUCAGAUGAGGACUUCCAGUAUGGUGUUGAAGAGAAGUGGUGUGAUUCAGCAACCUUGCGUUAGUUUUUCAUUGUUGAAUACCAUGAACGAAUGAUCACACACUUUGAACGGUCCAAAAUGGAAUGAAGAAUGGGAAGAUUUGCAGUUGAAGAUGACUAGUAUCAAGGAAGAGAUUGGCUUCUGUAUGUCUUCUAGUGGUCCAUGCGAUUUUAGGAGACAGUGACAUCCUGAUCUCUUUCUUGAUCUUUGUACAUUGGAGCCAGUGAGAGGUGUUGGAACAAGGAGACUGUCUUAUGAAGACACAUUCAUAGGAUGAGAAAAACCUACAAGCUUCUUAUUUACAACAUUGAUGCCCUUGUCCCUCUCAAACUUUGACACAGAUGCUUAUACAACUUAACAUGUUGUUCCCAAACUUCCUGUGUUUCAGUUUAAUCUGUCAAACUAAAGUUUAAUGUCUUCUAAAGGACUAUGUCAUCAACACCAUAGUAUGUAAUCUCCAAGAGCCACUGCCUGUAAUUUUUAUUUAUUUAGGGAGUUUCAUGGGUGAUGGGGGAAAUUGUUGCUUCUCUUUCCUUUUCCUGGGAACUCAAUGUUACAUCUUGUAGAGGGCCCUUCUGAGUUAAGGAGCCACGGUUCUAUUAGUGAUCAAAAGAAAAAAGCAGUUACAGUGAAUCAUUUUUAAAAAGCAGAAUCAAGUGCACUUUUGUUUACAAAUGGCGUAUAUUAAAGAUUUUUGUAUUUCAGAUGUACUUUAAAGAGAAAUAUUUGCUUGACUCUUGA
Messenger RNA from Octodon degus (degu), 2476 nucleotides. It is a transcript of the gene Tmem87a, whose product is annotated as transmembrane protein 87A. NCBI's taxonomy places the organism in Eukaryota, Metazoa, Chordata, Mammalia, Rodentia, Octodontidae. The record is from RefSeq and is a predicted model, not a curated record. Bases 80 to 1759 code for a protein of 559 amino acids. Gene Ontology annotation, cellular component: Golgi cisterna membrane; Golgi apparatus. Gene Ontology annotation, biological process: retrograde transport, endosome to Golgi. The transcript has 21 exons.